UUGCCUUUAACAUCGGGUUCUGAUAACCGUCGCUCACAUCUUCUAUUAACCAUGUCAACAGCAAGAAGCUCCAAAGUACGAAUACGCAAUUUCAUCGGAAGAAUAUUCUCGCCGAGUGAAAAAGACAAAGAUAACGAUGAGAUGAAGCCAUCGUCAUCUGCAAUGGAUAUUAGUCAGCCAUAUAACACAGUCCAUCGAGUGCACGUCGGUUACGAUGGUCAGAAAUUCAGCGGACUCCCUCAGCCAUGGAUGGAUAUUCUUCUCCGAGAUAUUAGUCUUGCCGAUCAAAAGUCAAAUCCGAACGCAGUAGUGACGGCGUUGAAGUUCUAUGCACAAUCGAUGAAAGAGAACGAGAAGACAAAGUUUAUGACAACGAAUAGUGUUUUUACAAACAGUGAUGACGACGAUGUGGAUGUGCAGCUGACCGGACAAGUUACAGAACACCUCAGGAAUUUGCAAUGUACGAAUGGUUCCUCAUCUACUCCGUCCACGUCUUCCUCAUCUGCACGUCCUCUGACGAACGGAAACAGCACUUUCUCAUCAUCAUCCACAGACGCUUCUCUGUCACUAUCAGAACGGAAUAACGUGCCGUCACCGGCUCCAGUUCCCACAUCUGAAAGUGCACCACAGUUAAAGUCGUUCACUGGAGAAGCACCGAAACUGCAUCCAAGAUCACCGUUCCCAACACAGCCUCCGGUUCUUCCUCAACGAAGUAAGACAUCCACACCUAUCACGACGCAUUCCAACGCAAAUGGUGCUCCAGUGCCGGGAUCAAAAGGACCCCCAGUGCCUCCGAAACCAUCGUCUUUUCCCGCGCCUCAUUCGUUCAUCAUCACUUCUUCUAGUACCGUCAGCAGAUCAUCUGUUUCUACAGUGUUAUAUCAAGUUCUUCUCUUCUGUCCUUUUCUUAGAUUUUCAUCGUGUUGCGCCCUUCUCUCUCCCUCUUUCGGGUAG
This is a messenger RNA of Caenorhabditis briggsae, 954 nucleotides long. The annotation marks the transcript as partial. Lineage: Eukaryota; Metazoa; Nematoda; Chromadorea; Rhabditida; Rhabditidae. The transcript has 6 exons. The record is from RefSeq and is a predicted model, not a curated record.